Messenger RNA from Helianthus annuus (common sunflower), 642 nucleotides. RefSeq names its product phylloplanin. The record is from RefSeq and is a predicted model, not a curated record. The transcript is spliced from 2 exons. Bases 53 to 517 code for a protein of 154 amino acids. NCBI's taxonomy places the organism in Eukaryota, Viridiplantae, Streptophyta, Magnoliopsida, Asterales, Asteraceae.
AUUAGCAUUGUAUCAGUCCCUUGAUUGUAAGCACACUUGCUCUUUUACAUCAAUGGCAAUGAAAUCGAUCAUCUUAAUCACCACGUUGGUUGUUUUAGCGGCAACACAAGCUCAAGCUCAGGGAAUUCUUUCCCCGUUUCUUCCCCCGAUUCCCGGAGUUGGAAUUGUGCGCACGUUAAACGUCAGCGGAAUUCUAUCUUGUUCAGUGAAUGUUACUGUUAAUGCCACAAACCCACCCCCUCCUUUCGCAAAUGCUACGGUCCAACUAGUAUGUGGUGGAAUUGUGGUAGCUUCAAACACAACAAAUGCCUCAGGAGCAUUCAACAUGGUAGUGAACCAAGCUAUAGUUUCUUUAACCAACAUUUUAUCAUCUUGUAUCCUACGUGUUCCUACGCCACUCUCGACUUGUAACGCAACUCUGCCAUCAAGCGGAACUCUACAAGCGCCGCUAGUAUUUCUGAGGAACAUCGCUGGUGGUAUUGUGGAUAUCCUUUCGGGGAUAUUCACAUUGACCUGAGUUUGAUCAUUUGAUCAGUUAGCUUCACUAUGAUAUAAUGUAUGAAUAAAUGAGGAUUGUGUUUAGCAACAUAAUAUAUACCUCUAUAUAAUGCAUGAAUAAAUGAAGCUGUUGACUUAUAUUAA